This is a messenger RNA of Conger conger (European conger), 4173 nucleotides long. RefSeq names its product natural resistance-associated macrophage protein 2-like. NCBI's taxonomy places the organism in Eukaryota, Metazoa, Chordata, Actinopteri, Anguilliformes, Congridae. The record is from RefSeq and is a predicted model, not a curated record. Gene Ontology annotation, molecular function: manganese ion transmembrane transporter activity; cadmium ion transmembrane transporter activity; iron ion transmembrane transporter activity. Gene Ontology annotation, cellular component: plasma membrane. Bases 83 to 1873 code for a protein of 596 amino acids. Gene Ontology annotation, biological process: metal ion transport. The transcript is spliced from 17 exons.
GGCAAGACGUGGUUGUACCGACCAUUGAACAUUUAUUAUCGUUACAGAAAGGACAUGGGAAAGAACUGUCGUGUUUUUAAGAAUGGAACGUUUGAGGAAACUGAGAAUAUUCAACAUUAUCGGAACAGGUAGGGCAUCUGCCCCCGAGAGCCUCACCCUGCCCCCCAGUGCCAUGGCAACGGCCCAGGAAGUGGAGCUGUCAGAAGAUAGUGUUUCUCAGGAGAAUGCCAUUGUCUGGUCCACACACUUGCAGCAGGAUGAAGCCCCGCCCCCGCCCUACUCAGAGUCUGCGAAUCAGCUCUUCUCCACCUACUUUGAGGAGAAGGUCCCCAUUCCAGAGGACAGCAAUGGGACAGGGUUCAGCUUCCGGAAGCUGUGGGCGUUCACAGGACCCGGGUUCCUCAUGAGCAUCGCCUACCUGGACCCGGGGAACAUCGAGUCGGACCUGCAGUCUGGGGCCAAGGCCGAGUUCAAGCUCCUGUGGGUGCUCCUGGGCUCCACCAUCAUUGGGCUCCUGCUCCAGCGCCUGGCGGCCCGGCUGGGCGUGGUCACCGGGAUGCACCUGGCUGAGAUGUGCAACCGGCAGUACCGCACUGUGCCACGUAUAAUCCUGUGGCUGAUGGUGGAGCUGGCCAUCAUUGGCUCUGACAUGCAGGAAGUCAUCGGCUGUGCCAUUGCCUUCAGCCUCCUCUCUGCUGGCAGGAUCCCACUGUGGGGCGGCGUCCUCAUCACCAUCAUCGACACCUUCGUCUUCCUCUUCCUGGACAAGUACGGUCUUAGGAAGCUGGAGGCCUUCUUUGGUUUUCUCAUCACAAUAAUGGCCAUCACCUUUGGAUAUGAGUACGUGAUGGUGCGGCCGGACCAGGGGAAGCUGCUGAAGGGGAUGUUCGUGCCGUACUGCGAGGGCUGCGGCCCUGUGCAGCUGCAGCAGGCUGUGGGCAUCGUGGGUGCCGUCAUCAUGCCUCACAAUAUCUACCUGCACUCCGCACUCGUCAAGUCCCGGGAGAUCGACCGCUCGAGCAAGGAGAAGGUUCGGGAAGCCAACAAGUACUACUUCAUCGAGUCGGCCAUUGCUCUGUUCAUCUCCUUCCUCAUCAAUGUCUUUGUGGUGGCUGUGUUCGCAGAGGCCUUCUUUGGACGCAGGAACUCUGAAGUGAACGAAAUCUGCAACCAGACGGGCAGUUUGCACCUGAACCUGUUCCCCCAGAACAACGAAACGCUGCAGGUGGACAUCUUCAAAGGGGGCUUGGUGCUGGGCUGUUUUUUCGGGCCGGCGGCGCUGUACAUUUGGGCGGUGGGGAUCCUGGCGGCGGGACAGAGCUCCACCAUGACAGGAACAUAUUCGGGGCAGUUCGUCAUGGAGGGUUUUCUAAAUCUACGCUGGUCCCGCUUCGCUAGAGUGCUGUUAACCCGCUCCAUCGCCAUCACCCCCACGCUGCUGGUGGCCAUCUUCCAGGAUAUACAGCACCUGACCGGGAUGAACGACUUCCUCAACGUGCUGCAGAGCAUGCAGUUGCCAUUUGCCUUAAUCCCGAUUAUGACGUUUACCAGCCUGCCCUCCAUAAUGAGUGAAUUUGCCAAUGGGAUAGUGUGGAAGAUUGGCGGUGGAGUGGUUAUCCUGGUCGUGUGUGCCAUAAACAUGUACUUUGUGGUGGUGUACGUCUCCGCUCUGAACAGCGUGUGGCUGUAUGUGCUGGCUGCCUUCCUCUCCCUCGCCUACCUGGGCUUCGUGGGAUACCUGGGCUGGAUGUGCCUGAUCGCUCUGGGCGUUUCCUGUGUGGAAAUCAGUGGGAGGGGCUGCUGUGGUCUGAUGGGACAAACGGACACGUACCUGCUGAAUGACAUGGAUGGAAAUGUACCUGUGGAAAGGUAGAAAUAGGUUUGAGGCAACAAACGAGUGAAUGAAAGAAGGGAAGGAAGGGAUGAGAAGAGAGCUCUACCUCCUGCUCUACUCAAGUGUACCUUUGUCACCAGCCUUAUAUGGCCUCUCUGUGUGCCUUUUUGGAGAUAUUAGUGAAGAGCUGGAACCAGCCUAGCUCAUUACACCCCUUUCCUACUGUAGAGCUGAACCAGGCUGGCUCAUUACACCCCUUUCCUACUGUAGAGCUGAACCAGGCUGGGUCAUUAUACCCCUUUCCCACUGUAGAGCUGAACCAGGAUGGCUCAUUAUACCCCUUUCCCACUGUAGAGCUGAACCAGGCUGGCUCAUUAUAGCCCUUUCCCACUGUAGAGCUGAACCAGGCUGGCUCAUUAUACCCCUUUCCCACUGUAGAGCUGAACCAGGCUGGCUCAUUACACCCCUUUCCCACUGUAGAGUAGGAACCAUGCUGGCUCAUUAUAGCCCUAGGGUAACCAAAUUCCCAGCACCUGUAGAGUCCUGGAGAUCCAAAAAUAAUAAUAUUUUAAUUGGGCAAUUUGAAGCAUUUACCUUUUGGAAUAAGCCACAAAUCAUCCUAUUACUAGCUUCUUAAGCUGCAACACUGUAACACUGAAAGGGAUAUUUGGUUCCAUGCUUUAUAGAAUUUGCUGCAUUAAAAACAUCUGAAGGUGCUCUCACCUGGAUUACUGUGACUGUACAUUACAAAGACAUGGUAAACAUGCGCUAUAUUUAUAGUGUUGUGACUGCUUCACUUGGACGGAAGACUAUGCAGUGUCAUAGUCUGUACGAGUACUGUGUGCGAUAUCUAUCUGCUGCUCUGCACUGCCCCGUGUGGCGGGGCUUGGACACGGCAGCGCAGGAGCUGAAAGCAGGAAGUGCUUCUCUGUGAAAGCUGUUUUAUUCAUCAAUCAUGACUUCACUGGACUGACAUACAAUCCCCAUUGGUCCAUCAGGUGCUGCAAGUCCUUCUGUUCAGCGACAAUGAACCAAGUAUGCCUUAAUACAGUGAGCCGACACUAAAUACAUUUUUAUCACAGAUUCUGGGGAGGGGGCGUGGGAAAGCUUUCAUUUUAAACGUUUAAUUAAACGUUAAAUUCCUCAUUUAAAUAUCCUUACGUAUAUUUUCAUUUACCCUUAGUGUUCAGUUUGGGUCAAAUUGACCCCAUUUUUAUUCAAAGAGGAAUGAAAUUUGAGAGAUGCAUUUCAGAACCAAGUGUAAAUUUGGUUCUUGCUUUGUGUUUCGGUGUUUCUGUAUUUGCUUCUUUUUGCCUAAAUGGUUUGUUUGAAUAUAAUUAGAUAAAGAUGAGAAAUACUUGAAAUUGUCGGACGGAAGCAAUAAAUAACAAUGAUCUAUUGUCUGAUAAAUUUGUUUCAUUUUAAGGUUUUACAGAUAAACCUGAUUUUGUGCCCCCGAUUUUGUGUCCCCUAUAUUACAUAGUGGAUUUAUAUAAAUCACAUCUGUAUCACAAUAAAUUAAUGACACUUCCAUUGUUAAAUGUGGUCUAGCAGAAGUAAAUUGUGACCAAAAGCCAAAUAUGGUUUGUAUUGUUCGUUAUUGAGAUAAAAAUGAUGAAUAUUGAGUACUUUUGCAUUUCUGUAUUGCCUUAGAAUCCUAAUGAAUUAUGAUAAUUUAAAAUGAUUAUUUAUAUGUCUGGUACAAUACAAGGUCUUUGCAACCAACUUUUUUCCAACCAAAAGAAUAACCAGUGAAAUGAUCAUGUAUUUUUGCGGCAGAAAUGUGUGUACACUCACGCUCACACACAUAAUUCAUAGGUUCAUAAGGAUCAAUGCUAUGACUUUGAGAGUAAGAUACUAUAAAUGUACUGUAUGACUAAUCAAUUAAUUCCUUAUGUUGUGUUUUAUAAAUCAUGUUAAUUAUUUCAUUGUACCUCUACAGAAUUUGUGUGUUUAGUUGUGAACACAAAUCCAUUUUGAUUCUGCAGUGCAGUAAAUAUUGACUAAGUGUUACAGGACAGAUACUACCCAUUCCUGAGAAGAGGGCGUUGCUGUGGACUGUCUAUAUAACCCUUUCAGCUGUGCCCUAACUAUGAAAGAGAAGUGUCACAUUUUUGUACUAACAUAUUUCUGCUGUACUUUCUGCUGAAUGGGUUGUUUGUAGUUUCACAAAGACAAUGUCAAAUAUGUUUUACAACAUAGACUGUGCAAUGCAAAUCGAAAUGUAAUCAAUCUGUAUUAAAUUAUUAAACUCAGACUUUAUUCCUCACCACAGGUUAUUCUUCUUCAGUUUGUUUUAAUUUUAAGGAUUAAAAUAAAGCUUGAGAAGUGAUCAUCAA